AUGGUCCGAUUCUCCCGAACUGGCUCUUUCAAUAAAUCUACUGGAAUUGGUAUCCUGUCUCGCUAUCGCUGUUCACUUCGACUUGGGUGCGAACGAAACCUCCGUCGCUCUGCUCUCGGCGCGGCGGCCGCUGAAUUGUCCGCCAUGGGUCUCCCACAUGUCCUCGCAGCCAUCGUUGGCGUUGCGUCUCAUUUAGGUUAUUUCCGGCGAGGAGAGCAUCAUCUAUAUCCUCUGCGAUACGUGAAGUGGCAUAUAAUUUCGUCCGUGGUUAUCUUUGUGGUUGCAGGAGUUGCCAGUGUUCCUUUGUAUGACUCUGUGAAGACUGCAGGGAGUUUAUCUUUCGCCUAUAUCAUCGGUUUAUACACUUCUCUCGUCGUCUACCGCGCAUACUACCAUCCCCUCCGCAGCUUUCCAGGCCCGUACGGAGCUAGACUCUCUGGGCUAUGGUUCUCAGUAAGCCUCAGGGAUCGCCCGGCCUUUCAAAAGCUGUAUGAGCUGCACGAAGAAUAUGGCCCCGUGGUACGUGUUGGCCCGUCGGAGCUCUCGAUUGCCGAUCCAGUGGCAGUCGAUCGCAUUUACGGCUUCCGGUCACGUUGUUCCAAGAGCUCUUUCUAUGAUAACGGACACCCGAUGCUCUCGUUGCACUCGCAUCGAAACCGGGCGACCCAUGACCAACGUCGUCGCAUCUGGAGUACCGGGUUUGGCGAUCGAGCCCUAAGGGGCUAUGAGACUCGGAUCCGUGGGUAUCGCGAGAAACUUUUUCAUCGCCUGAAUUCCGCCGCCGGUCUGACAGUCAAUGUCAGCGACUGGUUCAAUUUCUACAGCUAUGAUGUAAUGGGUGACCUAGCUUUCGCCCGCAGCUUCGACAUGCUCGACACCAGCGGAAGCCAUUGGGCCAUCGAUGUUCUGCUUGCCGGCAUUACGCCUUACAAAUAUUGCGUUCCGUCGUGGGUAUUUCGAUUUUUGCUCACUAUGCCCUCACUCUCCAAGGACUGGCAUCGAUUCGUGGAGUUCGUCACGCAGCGCCUCGUACAUCGCAUGAAUGACAAGGUCGACAUUCCCGACAUUUGCGCCUCUUUCCUCGCUCCAUUGAAAGGUCGAACUCCCACGACCGACGAGUUCAACAUGUUGAUGGGCGAUGCUAUGCUCGUAGUGACGGCAGGAAGUGACACAACCGCGACAACUCUGACCAGCAUUGUUUAUGAGCUGGCCCAUCGCCCAGAAGAGGUGGAGCAGCUACGAGCAGAGCUGCUACCUAUUGAAACCGAUUCGGCAGGCGAGUUUCUUCACGACCGAAUCUCCCAGUUGCCCCGACUAAAUGGGUUCAUCAACGAGACGCUACGACUGCAUCCGCCAGUUCCCAGCAUCAUUCCGCGGAAGACACCCGCAGAAGGGAUACAAUUAGGGGACAUGCAUAUCCCCGGAGGCAUGACGGUCUUUUCCCCCCAGUGGGUCAUCGGGCGAUCGGAUUCAGCCUAUGCAAAACCACUUUCCUUCAUCCCUGAACGCUGGUACAAGUAUCCCGACCUGAUAAAGCACCGGUCAGCCCAUGCCCCAUUCAUGACAGGUCCUUACUCUUGCAUCGGCAAGCCGCUCGCCCUAAUGAACAUUCGCACAACAAUUGCCAGAUUAAUCAUAACCUUUGAUAUCCGAUUUCCCACCGGUGUAGAUGCAAAGCCCUUCAUGGAUCACGCGGAAGAUCAUUUCUCACUUGGUAUUGAACGAAUGCCAAUCGUGUUCACUAGGCGUCAGCUUUAG
This is a messenger RNA of Aspergillus affinis, 1758 nucleotides long. RefSeq names its product cytochrome P450 monooxygenase ftmC (gene ftmC). Gene Ontology annotation, molecular function: oxidoreductase activity, acting on paired donors, with incorporation or reduction of molecular oxygen; iron ion binding; heme binding. NCBI's taxonomy places the organism in Eukaryota, Fungi, Ascomycota, Eurotiomycetes, Eurotiales, Aspergillaceae. The coding region runs from base 1 to 1758 and encodes 585 amino acids. The record is from RefSeq and is a predicted model, not a curated record. The transcript has 5 exons.